This is a messenger RNA of Anopheles coustani, 2461 nucleotides long. RefSeq names its product rho-associated protein kinase 1 (gene Cnb). Gene Ontology annotation, cellular component: centrosome; centriole. The coding region runs from base 63 to 2225 and encodes 720 amino acids. The record is from RefSeq and is a predicted model, not a curated record. NCBI's taxonomy places the organism in Eukaryota, Metazoa, Arthropoda, Insecta, Diptera, Culicidae. The transcript is spliced from 2 exons. Gene Ontology annotation, biological process: mitotic cytokinetic process; regulation of cilium assembly; centrosome separation.
UGUGAAAUUUAAGUUUUGCUCAUUUUGUUUAGUGUUUUACAACCUCCAGCCACCAGCAUGUGAUGAGUGAUUCCGAUGAAACGGACAUUUUGUUGUUGAUUCCUCCGGAUUUCUUCAACUGUGAGUCUCCCGUUGCGGAGACGCUCCGACGAACCACUGCCAACAACUGUUCGUUCGGAAGUGUGGAUUGUUUGUCGUACGAGUCAUUUGCCCAUCGCAACAGCACACUUUCGAUGGCCGGAAUAGGAAGUUACUCGAUGAACGGUUGUUCGGCUGCCGAACGUACCGAACAAUACGUUGCAUCCACCCCGUUCAAACGACACCCCGGGCACCCGGAGCCGCACAAGGAGCAGCAGUAUAUUCUCCACGAAAUCGAUCAAUACCUUCAGGAGGGCGAUCACAAACAGCCCCAGCAACACCACCCAUUGCACCAUCAACACAACGGCGUGCAUAGUCCCGAUGGAUCGCUGCUCGAUAUCAACGGGUUGUCGAUGCACGAUUACCCUUCGCUCACAGGGAACGACUUCCACGGGCUAGUGAAACCGGCUCCACCAUGUGGGCCAGUUCCACAGAAACCACCACGAAACGUACAGAACGCAGCGUCUACUAAACCGGCCUCUAAAAAUGGAAAUCUCCUCAAUCUAAGCGAUAUUUGGUACACGAAUGGUGCACCAGGGCAACCCGAAUACUCGAAAGCCCUCCAGGAGGAGCGUCUACGGCGGCAGCAUUGCGAACGUAACAUCCAAUCGUUACAGAUGAAAUUGCUCGAGUACGAGGAGAAAAUAUCCGUUGCCCUGUCCGUUGACAAGGAGAAGGUGACCAUCAUCGGCAACCUCGAGCAGGAAACGACUCGGUUGACCAGUCGAAUAAGGGACAUGGAACUAAAGCAUAUCGAAACGCACGAAAAACUGAUGGCGGAAAAUUUGGAGGUGAAAAACAAGAACCUUUUCCUUGAGAAGGAAAUCACGGAAACGUUGAAUCUCGUCCGAAAGUUGGAGGCCAAGAACGAAGCGUUGGAGACGAAAGUGGAAACGCUCGCCAGUGCCAACCGGGACGUGAACGAGGUGCACAAACGCCAGCUGGAGGAUCUUCAAAUACGUCUUGCCAACAGCCGCGACAAUGAACGGCAGCUAAGGGAACAGCUGGGAAAGUUGCGCAAAGCGAACGACCAGCUGGGGGCAGAUUUGGAGAGCGAACGGAAGAAACUCGCCGAUGGUGUGCGCUUGAGGGCGGAUUUUUGUGCACUAAAAACGAAAACUGAUAGCCUAGGGAAACGUUUCACGGAGGUCACACGCGAAAACGAAAGUUUGCGCGAACAAACGAAACACAUGAAGGAACAAAUCCUUGUCCAUCAGGAGGAAUCGAAAAAACUGCUUAAAGAGCUGGAAAUACAACGAGUUUCGCUGAAAAAGUACUAUCAAUCCCAGCUGGAAGAUGUUGUUUCGGAUAAGCUAAAAGAGUUCCAGAAACAGCUCACGACCGUUGAGGCAGAGCUGAAGGAUGAAUCGCAGAAAAAGGAACGAUCACUGACCGAUCGUGCCAAGCGACAGAUCGAACUGAUCGAUCACAAACGCGAGCAGGAGAUACAGCUGCUCACGGAACGGUACAAUGAGCAGGAAUCGCUCUACCGUCUACAGUUGGCCAACUCGGCGAAGCGCAUCCACGAGCUGGAGGAAAAGCUGCACACGAUACAGCAUCGGCGGGCCGAUAUUGCCGAACAGCUGCACCGGAUAAUGGAAAACCAGUGGAAGCAAGCACUGGAUGUGCUCAUGAGCCCCGGGCAGCGCGGACAGGAGAACAACUCCUCCAAACUGUCCGAUCUCGAGGCCAAGUCGAAGCAGUUCAAUCGCUUCGCGCUCAGCCAACUCGACAAAGAUCGUCUCGAUGGUGUGCGAUCACUGAAGACAUCCGUUUUGACCGACGAGUCCGAUUCUUUCCGUACGCCAGUUCCGCAAACGACAGCUGAGCGUCGGUCGACGGACGCCGGCCAUGUCCCCACGUUUCCCAAGGAACUACUUCACAAUUACAUCGAGUUACUGCUGGAAAAAUCACCCAAUGAUCUCAAGCGACUGGAGGAGGUGCUAUCGAGCUGUCGAAAACAGACCACCAGAGAGGGGACAACGCGCGAUGUUGCAGGGACGAUGAGCAAAUCUGCGUCAGCCACCGCACUCAAUCAGCUCGGUGGGAAGCCAUGUUCCGGGAAAACCCCUAGACCGUGGAAAUGAAACACCGUAGAGGCCUUUUAUUAAUUGUAGACUGAUUUCUAUUAGAUAUCAAUUGUAUGUAACUUCAAAUAUACGGAGUUAGACCUGCUAGAGUUGCGCCUUGGGGACGCAUCAUUUUUAUAGGUUGUGUAUGUUUUAGCGAAUCGGAAUUCAUGCAAUAAUAAAAAUGAUUCUAUUUAAUGACCAUCAGCUAGCUUUCUUUACACUACGAAACAAUAGAUUAGGUUUAUGGUCUC